Molecule: messenger RNA, 1370 nt
Organism: Magallana angulata
Lineage: Eukaryota; Metazoa; Mollusca; Bivalvia; Ostreida; Ostreidae
Molecular function (GO): protein binding
Source: RefSeq, a predicted model, not a curated record
UUUUCAGUUUGCUACAUUCAUGUAUGUUUGUAUGUUCAUCGCAGCUACAUUCUCAACAAAACUUCCAGCAGAAACAAACGAAAAUGUCAAUAACAAUCCUGACUGGACCCUGGCAAUGAAAAAAAUUGAAGACCUACAGAGAAUUGUCAAUAUUCAGAACAACCGUAAUUCGACAUUAGAGAAGCGACCUAUAGAUGCAGAUGUGCAGCUACUAUUACAGAGUACUAUAACGACGUAAAAUGAACAAAUUUUACAACUGGAGGAACGAGUUCGCGAGUUAGAGGCAACGAUAAGAGAUGAAGAUAACCAGCCAAAUACUCCUUUUGCAGGUGGUCCGUUGCUUGAAUCUAACCAAACCGAAAUUAAUCCAAAAACAAACAUGUUUAGAAAAGCACGCCUACUGAAUAUUCAACCGAUAAAAGCACCUGCUGAGAGUGUUGCUUUUUACGCUUAUUUUUCGUCUUCUUCUAUCCCAGCCACUUCUCCGCACUAUAUUCUAGCUUUUGACAAGGUUAUAACAAAUGUAGGAAACGCCUAUCACCCUCACAUGGGUACAUUCAUCGCUCCGAGGUCAGGGCUUUAUGUAUUCACCUGGACAAUUAGAUUAUGGGGACACCGAUAUCACAACACCGAACUCCUGGUUGAUAACAAUGUCGUGCAUAUAACAUUUUUCAAUCCUGCUAAUGUUGUUGACGGUAGUGUCACUGGUAUUGUCGUUGUCCAUGUCGAUCAAGGCGACGAUGUCCUUGUGAGAACUGGGUCACAACUCAAUGGCGGCGAUAUUGGUAACGAUUUUAACGGCCGGUCGUCGUUUGCUGGUUGGAUUCUAAUGUAAAUAAUUAUGGAGUAACACAGUAUGAUCGAAAUUAAAUUAUGACUUCAGUUGUCCUUUGUGUGUGGAAGUUAUUGGUUUGCAUUGAUCCUUUAUAGAUUCGUUUAUUCAUGAGAAAAAACUAAGCACGAGUGUAUUUAGUUCAUAAUCGAGGAUGAUAUCAACUGAUAUUGAACCCCAGUUGGAGGUGUCACCGACAAAAUAAUGUUUACACUAAUUGUUUUAUCUGCAAUAAGUUUAGGUUAUCUGUGCUAAUGCUUCAUCUGAUUUUGCCGUUAAGGGGUUCGACAUGAAUGGGAUACAUUCAACAGAGCAGAUCAGAAUUAUUUUGUGAAUGAUAUUAUACAUAUAAUGAAUGAUAUUAAUUAUUAAUUUUUUGUAUUUAUUAAUGUAUUUAUGUAUGUGUAUCUGACUUGAGUAAUUAACUUAUAAACUUGUUUGACGCACAUAUUAUAAUUAUUUUUAUAUAUAAGUUAGAAUAUGAUAUAUAUAGUUUGAGUGUAGCAAUAUACAUGUGAAAUAAAUUCUUAAACAUAAA